Mastomys coucha (southern multimammate mouse) is the source of this 3439-nucleotide messenger RNA. It is a transcript of the gene Sertm1, whose product is annotated as serine rich and transmembrane domain containing 1. The coding region runs from base 970 to 1293 and encodes 107 amino acids. Gene Ontology annotation, cellular component: intracellular membrane-bounded organelle. NCBI's taxonomy places the organism in Eukaryota, Metazoa, Chordata, Mammalia, Rodentia, Muridae. The transcript has 3 exons. The record is from RefSeq and is a predicted model, not a curated record.
CCCGGAGGGCGGAGGGACAGCGCAGAGCCCAGUGCGUCCUGCUGGGUGCCCACUCCCAUUGCGCUCGCGGCUCUUGCGCUCUGCUCGCGCUCCGCGCCCCCGCGCGGUGCAUUCCCUAGGAUCGCCGUGGGGCGCACGUCCUCAAGACAGGGCCGCCGCCCCACCCCAGCGCCGGAGUCCAAAUCCGCCCAUCAGUGAGCACAGGAGUGGGGAACUAAAACAAACCGGUCACAGAGCAAUGGCAGUGGGCUGGUCCCCAGAGAGGGCUGCCGGACGCCCCGCCUAGGGCGGCAGUGGGGUUCCUUAGCUGCGGGAUGCUUCGUCCUCGACUCUCCUGGGACUACUUGAGAUUUGACUCCUUGCUGUGGAACGCCUCCCGAAUCUUUUCUUUUCUUAGCUGGACGCAUCCUUAAGGUCCCGAAGCAGGCCCCGGCAGCCCAGCUCUCGGGGUCUCAGGGAGACUGGGCCAGCCAGCUACAGCUGGAUCCACCAGGGGCCGGACAGGCAAUGUCCUUGGCCCUGGGAUGACCCGCCUGGUUCCUGAGCUCAGGGAGUCAGGAAAGUCUGCCCUCCAGUCCGCGCUGCUGCAAAGGGUCAUCUGUUCCUUUCUGGUGAGUCGCCACACGCACAUUGACGGCUGGCGUUUCUCUGUCCUGUAUUCCCUUGAGUCUUCUCGCGUGGCUGCAAAUUUGGAUAAGUUCUUUCCGCCGAACUCCUGGGUUCCCCAACGGAGCUUUCUUAGCUUCCUCCCAAAACCGGUCUCCGUGGACAAGUGAUCCCUGCUGUUGCUGCCUUUGUUUAAAAACCAAGACGGUCUGUUGUGCUGACAUCCUAGCCUGCGAUUUCUGCUGCUGCUGUCAUGAAAGAGCAAUACCAGUUUCGCCACUCUUAAGCCCUGUGUGAAACGCAGACGUGGAUGACCGUUUGAGAGCGUCUACUCACGCACUCACGCCUUCCCUCUUCGUAGAGAUGUCGGAGGCUGACCCAUCAUCUGGAUUUGCGGGAAGUGUGGAGAAUGGAACUUUCCUGGAGCUGUUUCCCACAUCGCUAUCCACGUCGGUGGACUCGUCCUCGGGCCACCUGUCCAAUGUCUACAUCUAUGUCUCCAUAUUCCUCAGCCUCCUGGCUUUCCUGCUUCUGCUGCUGAUCAUCGCUCUCCAGAGGCUGAAAAACAUCAUCUCCUCCAGCUCCUCCUACCCAGAGUAUCCUAGUGACGCUGGGAGUUCUUUCACCAACCUAGAAGUGUGUAGUAUUUCCUCUCAGAGGUCAACGUUUUCAAAUCUCUCAUCCUGAAGGAAAUAUUCCACAUGAGAAUGGCUUUGGUUUCUCCAUACUGAAGGUACGCUUCAUGAAAGAAGUGACCAUCGGGGCAGACCUGUUUUCCUCCUUCAUUUUUAAAUUUCUUUUCUGCCGAGUAGGUGCUUCAUUUGUGAAAGGAGGAGCCCAUGAUGGUGAAAAUGAAGGAAAACGUUGAGGCAUGGGCUUCCACGCAAAGUUCUUGGGCCACCUGGAGCCUGCUCAGCACUGUGUUAGACACCGUGGACUCAGACCGCAGGGGAUGCUGGGAAGGGACACUUCCACUCUGACUCUCUUACAAAAGAUCUGGAACUAACUGAGCAAGCAAAAACUGGAAAGCCAAAUAGAGACUAUUUAGAAGAUAUUUUCUGUAUUUAAAAGGUAAAGCAGAAACAGGAGAGAGAGGGGUAGGGAGAGAUCUUGUAUUUAACAUAUAACAUUUCCAAAAGGAUGUUAAAAUAGGCUAAAUUUUUUAUUUAAUUUCACCUUAGCCAGUGUCACACACGAUGAGCAGAAGUCACUUGGGAGUAUUCUGGGGUUAUGGAAAGCGUCGGUGGCACAAGGAAAGUGUAUCGUGAGACAGUUUACACUGCUUUCUGUUCCUGGAUUUCCUCCUGGCUUGUGUUGCCGUCAGAAUGCUCUCUGGCUAUGGGAUCCUUUGUGAAGGUCCCUGUUGCUAUGACUAAGUGAAGCCCAAUUCAUUUUAAUUUCCUUGCUGUUGUUCCCAUCCAGUAGGAAUUAAAUAUAAAGAAAUAUUUGUUCAGUUGUGUCUUAUACAGUAAUACUCUUAGCAUUUGUGCUCCUUCACUGAGUUUGUCUUUAAAGCUUUAGUGCACAAUAACAUGGGCUCUAAGGUGUCACAGUCUGUUCAUGUGACUUCACAAGCCUUAGGGACUGUGUCACUAAUAGUCAUGUCAUACUCCACGAACUCGGUCUGUCUCUGAUGACUUGUUCACGUUGGCAUAAUACUCUGGGUUUCUAAGCUAUGAGUUUAUGCUAAAAGCUGCUGACAUUGCAGUUAGGUAGCCGCAGAUACUUCAAUGCUGCUGGGCACUGCUAUCCUGAGGCCACCCAUGGGUGUCCGUGACAUGAGGCACAGCUGUGCAGGAGUUGAUCAGAGCCGAUGACAGCUUGUAUGGAUAAAAAUGUAAAAUCAAUUUGUAAAAUAAGUAGUCCACAGACUGAACUCUGAGCUGAGUAGCCUGACUGCUAUUAUGCCAACAUAAAAAUUAUGCCAACAUGAAAGUCUUUCUUAAGUAAAGUAGUUAUUCCCGGCUCACAAAAUUUGAUAAUCUCAAACACUGUAGCUCCCACACACACCCAGUGGAUGGGUUGUGCGAUCAGGACUCCCUGGGGACUGGAAUGGGAGAAAGAGUUAAACAUUUUCCAGACCCUGCCUGACAUCCUAGACAUGCUGAGGGCUGAAACUGGUAAAGGAGACCAAAAGCUGCUUCCAAUCAGGACAUACUUAGCUACUUACGUUUCAAAAGUAUCUACAGACACCAUCAGACAAGUACAGAUGCCGCCCUACAAUGUGUAGUGAAAAUCUUGUGUCAGCUGUCAUGGAAAGUGUCACUUAAUACACACUAAAAUCUUGGACUAGAGAAGUUCUGCAGUUUGGGUGGUUAUUGCCAUUCUCUGAGUAUCUGUGGGCACAUGUAUUCAUGUAAAUAUGUCCACGCUCUGUGCGCACAGAACACGGACGCAUGCACAUGUUAUCGGGAAUUCAGAAGCACCUGCAAUGUCACUUCUGCUCUUCUGAUUAUUUUGGUUCUGAGAUUAGUUGGGUAAAGAGAUUGUAACAAAUAAAAGAACAAACAUCCGGAAUGACAGAUCAACCUGAUCAGGUCCUGUCCUGCAGAAGUAACUUCAUAUUCUUUUCUCCUGGCAUAGACUCAAAGACUUUAGACAGCAAAAUGACUGAAGUCAAACUCACUUGCCUCUCUGCAGGAGUGCUACCCAGCUAGCCACAUGAUUCUUACGCCUCAAGAUAAACAGAGUAAUUAGUAGCAGAACUCAAAGAUGGAAAACAGGCAUCACCACUAAGCACUGUACAAGUUGGGAGGAAUCUGUCUUAUGAAAAAUGUUCAGAGAGACUGGAAUACAGGUAUACAAAUAAAGAAGUGGAGUCUGUUGAAAGCCU